[Torrubiella] hemipterigena is the source of this 6875-nucleotide messenger RNA. The record is from the annotation of a GenBank genome assembly. NCBI's taxonomy places the organism in Eukaryota, Fungi, Ascomycota, Sordariomycetes, Hypocreales, Clavicipitaceae.
CACACCCAUCAUCAUCAUCAUUCAUCACCAGCUGGGCCAGGAGCGGCCACAUUCUCGAUUUAGCGUACGAGCAAUAAAUUUAGACCGACUUACCCAGCGUAUUUAGAGUUGAGCACUCUCACCCAUCGCCACAAUCGCCGAGCACAGGGCCCAGGUAAGGGCGUAAACCGGCACCAUGCGGUACCAAUCCAUCUUCGGUUUCGCCGCUCUUGCUUUUGGAAUUAGCGGUGCAGCCGAUCCUUUGACCCCAAUCCACGAAAAGGGGCGCUGUGCAUUCCGAAGCACUUGCGGCAAGAAGGGCUUUUUCGGCAAGGAACUGCCUUGCGUUGACAAUGGCGUCGCUCACGACCCAGCCUCCGAAGCCGGGCUACGCGAGGAGCUGGUAGAUCUAUGUGGUGAAGAAUGGAAUGAAGGUCCCGUGUGCUGCACUCUAGCGCAGGUAAAAACACUCAAGUCGGAAAUGUCCACCGCCCUAAACUUGAUCGGCUCUUGCCCUGCAUGCAAACACAACUUCGUCAAUACUUUCUGCAAGUUUACCUGCUCGCCCGAUCAGUCGACCUUUAUCAACAUUACAAGAACCUCGAUCAAAAUGGGCAAGGUGCAAGUAGCCGAACUCGACCAGCUCGUGUCCGAAGAUUACAAGACAACCUUUUACGACAGCUGCAAAGAAGUAAAGUUUGGCGGGGCGAACAGCAAAGCAAUGGACUUAAUAGGUGGAGGAGCCAAAGAUGCCCAUGCCUUUCUCAAGUUUCUGGGAGACGAAAAGUUUCUAGGGUCGCCGUUCCAAAUCAACUUCCCAGACAAAUAUGGCGACAAAGAUAUGGCACCAUUGGAUAUGAAAGCCAAACCAUGCCAUGGGGGUGAUCCUAACUUUGAUUGCCUGUGUAUCGACUGCAUUGAAUCCUGCGGAGAACUUCCACCUUUGGAAUCCAACGGAUCUUGCCACGUUGGUGUGCUUCCCUGCCUCUCGUUUGCCUCCAUUUUGACGUACACUCUCAUGCUGGUAGGAAUUGGAGCCCUUGGUUUUGGGAGUGCGGCUUGGAAAAGGUAUGCUCAGCGCCAGGUUGAGCGUAGCCGACUAUUGCAUGAAUCAUCUCAUAGUGACGAUGAAGACGAAGGUGGUCCUGUACAAACGCAGGCCAUGCGCGAUCGACCGACGACCCGAUAUUGGCUGAACGACCGUUGCGAUAAGGCUUUCUAUAGCCUUGGACACUUCUCAGCGAGGUUCCCUGUUUUGACGAUUGGUGUAUGCCUGGUUGCCAUUACUGUUCUGAGCGCUGGUUGGUUUAAUUUUGCGCUGGAGACGGAUCCGGCCAGACUCUGGGUGAGCCCAGCAUCCGAUGCGGCCCAAGAAAAGGCCUACUUUGAUUCAAAUUUCGGCCCCUUCUACCGAGCUGAAAAGAUAUUCCUUGUCAAUGACACGGACAGCGAGACAGCCCCUGUUUUGAGCUACGAUACUCUGGAGUGGUGGAUGGAAAUUGAGGCCAGUAUUGAGAAGCUCAAAGGCCCCAAACAUGGGAAAACACUUGAUGAGCUCUGCUUUAAACCAACCAAUGAUGCAUGUGUCAUCCAGUCCGUGUCAACCUACAUAAACGCAAAUGGUGGCUUGUCCAAGUCUUGGAAGCGGACCGUUGAGAAAUGCGCCAGUGAACCUGUCACCUGCCGUCCUGCGUAUGGACAACCCAUCGAACCUGAAAUGAUUUUAGCGGGAUAUACCGACAAGAUUACGGACGCAAAGGCCAUGACUGUCAAUUGGGUUGUCAACAAUGCAGACCAAGGGACCCGCGAGUUUGAAGAUGCUGUUGACUGGGAGAAUGCUUUGCGAGACAGACUCUUGGAUGUUCAGAAAGAAGCAGCAACACGUGGCCUGCGACUAUCUUUCAACACGGAAGCAAGUCUAGAGGAAGAGCUCAACAAAUCCACCAAUACGGACGCCAAGAUUGUGAUAAUCAGCUACCUUGUCAUGUUCAUCUAUGCUUGCCUCGCGCUUGGCACACCGCUGAAACACAUCUUCCGCAAUCCUGCUGUGCUGUUGGUUGAGUCAAAAGUCACACUCGGUCUAGUUGGCAUUGUGAUUGUUCUCAUGUCAAUUACGGCUUCCAUUGGUUUCUUUUCAUGGGUUGGGCUGAAGGCAACCCUUAUUAUUGUCGAAGUUAUUCCGUUUAUUGUGCUCGCUGUUGGUGUGGAUAACAUCUUCCUCAUUGUUCACGAACUGGAUCGCGUCAAUGUCAGUUGUCCCGAUGAUGCAGUGGAAGAACGAGUCGCUCAGGCUCUUGGCAGGAUGGGUCCAUCUAUCCUUUUCUCCGCGUUGACAGAGACAGCAGCGUUUGCUCUAGGAUCAGCAGUGGGCAUGCCUGCUGUUCGAAAUUUUGCAGCAUAUGCCGCUGGCGCUGUUCUGGUCAAUGCUGUCCUGCAAAUGACCAUGUUCGUUUCCUUCUUAGCCUUGAAUCAGAUCCGUGUUGAGGAUCAUCGUUGUGAGCUUUGGCCUUGGUGGCAAAUCAAGAGUGCUCGUAUUCAUCUAAAUGGAAACAACAGCUAUGCUACUGGCAGAGCCUCCGAUGUUGACGAGGAGAGCAUGCUUCAAGUAUUUAUCAAGAAUGUUUACGCUCCAGCACUACUUGCACCUAGAGCAAAGAAAGUCAUCGUCGCUGUCUUCUUUGGUCUCUUUGCUGCCGCCAUUGCCCUCUUACCUACCAUUCAGCUUGGCCUUGAUCAGAGAGUAGCAAUCCCAGACGGCUCAUAUCUUAUUCCAUUUUUUAAUGAUAUGUACGACUACAUGGAGGUUGGUCCACCAGUCUAUUUUGUUGCUCGAGGCGCCAAUGCAUCUAUCCGGGAUCAACAGCAACAACUUUGUGCGAAAUUUACGACUUGUAAUGAGCUAUCGCUUACCAACACUCUGGAACUUGAACGACAACGCGACGAUCUAUCCUACAUUGCGUCGCCCACCGCUAGUUGGAUGGAUGACUUUUUUGCAUGGCUCAACCCUGAAAAUAAGUUUUGUUGUAAGGAGGGUGGCACCACGUGCUUUGUUGGACGCAGCCCUCCUUGGAACAGAACAAUGUCAGGCAUGCCAGAAGGCCCAGAGUUUAUGCACUUCCUGCAGAAGUUUCUCCAGUCGCCUCCCGACGAGGAAUGUGCGCUGGGUGGAGAGGCUGCGUACAGUACUGCAGUUGUCUUGGAUGAGGAUAAGACUGGUGUGAAGACAAGUCACUUUCGCACGGCCCAUUCUCCUUUGAGAAGCCAAGAGGAUUUCAUCCAAGCGUAUGCCUCUGCAAGGCGUAUCGCUAAUGAAAUGAAGAGCUCCACGGGCAUCGACGUGUUCCCAUACAGCGUCUUUUAUGUUUUCUUUGACCAAUACCUCAGUAUAAUUUCUCUAACUGCCAGUCUUUUGGGCGCAGCUGUUGGUAUUAUCUUUGUUGUGGCUGCCCUGCUGCUGGGCUCUAUUCUCACGGCCGCCGUUGUCACUCUCACAGUCGUAAUGAGCGUGAUUGAUAUUAUGGGCGCCAUGUCGGUAUUUGGCGUCUCACUGAAUGCAGUCUCACUGGUCAAUUUGAUCAUUUGCGUUGGCAUAUCAGUCGAGUUCUGUGCUCACAUUGCAAGAGCCUUCAUGUUCCCAUCCCGUACUGUCCUUGAAAGCAACACAAAUGCCCUUCGAGGCCGUGAUGCUCGUGCAUGGACCGCACUUGUUAAUGUUGGCGGGUCUGUCUUCUCCGGCAUUACUGUCACCAAACUCCUCGGCGUCUGUGUUUUGGCGUUUACUCGUUCCAAGAUCUUCGAGAUAUACUACUUCCGAGUCUGGCUAUCUUUGGUUGUUUUUGCCGCACUUCACUCUCUGGUAUUCUUGCCAGUUGCGCUCAGCAUUGCAGGCGGCCGAGGCUAUGUUGAUCCUGAAAGCGAGGGCACCGCUGCACAAGAUUUGACGGAUAGACGAUGGAGAGCUAUUCGUAUUAAUGAUAAUAGCGACUCUGAAGAUGAAUUUUAAGCGACAUCUACUACAUAGCGCCCUCAUAUUUUGUUUAGAAUGUUUUGGUUCUUUUAGGCUAAGUUAAUCGGUAAAUACACGACUGGAUGCUCAAAAUUUAAAAAGAGGCAAUUAGUGUAAUAUGUUAUAGUGAAGACUAUGCUGGAGGUAAGAAAGACGAAUACAACGCCCCUUGAAUCCCAGCAUACAUGACCAUGAACAUUAUGCACAUUUGGCCUUUCGCACGGGUUUUGUCAACACACAAGGAAGCAGCAAUCCACCAAUACCAAACUGGAUAUCCAGAUGCUACACGAGCAAUAAUCUGUACAUGAUACGUUGUAAGUGCAAGGACAGCCAUAGUCAUCUGGAUGGCAGCUAGCGUCAUAAUGAGUGUUUUAUGGCUCUGAUUCGGCGCUCCACGGGUAGGAAUUGCUCCAGCCAAGAACAGAUCCCAUCCGGACCGACUAAGAAGAAGUAAUGUGGGCGCGGCAACGAUGAACAAAGGUAGUUGAUUCAAGGUCCAAUACCUGAGAAAUCCAACGUCCCUUCUAGUAGUUAGAAGAUGCUCAAACAGAUAUAUAAGAUGACUUACCAGUAAUAAUCCUGUACAAAGGUGUAUAUGCUUGGGAGCGUAUUGUUGCACCAUGGACGAAGGGCAUCGGGAUAGCAGUAAAGUGACCAGGCUGCUAACUGCGGAAUUAAAAUACCACUUCCAGCAAGCGAGCCACCCACGACUGUAGCAGCGACGUGAAGAAAACCAGCCGCGGUGGGCUGCUGGAGAAACGCCAGUCCGGUUUGGACAGCCUCCACAGCAAAAAUCAGACCAUAUGAUAGUCCAUUGCUUCGAAUUGUAGUAGCAAGACCAAGUAGAGCACCUGAAGCAAUGACUAGCGCGCAGCGCCUGAGUGUUGAUCGCCCAGGUUGGCUUCGCAGAGCAAAUAGCAACACGGCAAGGAAGCAGAGAAGACUGCAAGGGCCUUCACCAUAGGGAGAGGAUAAAAAUAGACCACCAUGAGACAUAAUCGAAAGAGCCGAAGAAAUAAACGAAAGCUUGACGUCCUUUGUGAGCACCUCUGUGAGCUUAUAAAGGGCCAAGACGGAGCCUAGAUGUGAUACGUUGGAGAUGGCAAUGCCCGCUAGCGGUUCGAUUCCAUAUGCUUCGACUCCAAGACUCUGAAUGAAUUGUGUGAGGUACCGAAUAGACAACGCCACACCCGUUCCAAAGGCCCAUUCCUGUUCAUAAACGUAGCCAUCCUUGGCUGCGUGGACAUAGUAGAUUGCAUCCCACCGCGUCAGGCGGGUAGUCAGGGCGGACGCUAUGGGUGAGCUAGAGCCAUAGAGACGCUCGAAAAGCAAAGAAGUUGAUGUGUCGUAUCCAUUCUUGUUAGGGGUACUUAACGCGACGGUGAAUAGGAAGGCUUUCCACGCGACGAAGAGGGUUACCAGUGUGCGCAAGGGGCGACUCUGGUAUUCGGCAAAAAGCGCCAUUUUACGCGAUUUGGUAUCUGAUAGUCGAGUGAUAUAAUGGCCAAUGAUUUAGAUACUGAUAUAUAUUCAUGAAAUGGCGCAGCGCUGUGAACUGCAACUUGAUGUCGUCGCCACAAUGAGGUUUACGAGGGCAGGCAAACACAUCAAGGGGCAUCGUCACAGUGGAGCCACCCACAGUAUAGCGCCUGCUUUGCUGUUAACAGCAGCAAACAAGAGCAUUCUUUAGAAUAGGCACAUUUUUAAAAUGCUAGUGAAUUAUAUACAUAUAUUAAGAGUAUUCUUCCUUUUGUAUUCCCUUUAAAUUUUCACUCCUUCUAAAAUCGGCUUUGCCUCGUCGCUCUUCCACCAGCUGACGCCAUCCUCGCCAGGGAACGUGUACUUGUCCAUGCUGUCAGGCUUCAUUUCGACACUGUAGCCGGCCUCCAUAGGCGUUUUGUAGUAGCCAUCGGUAAUGACUGAUGGGUGCAAGAAGUGCUCGUGGAGAUGGUCGACAUACUCGAGAACGGAACGUUUUCCGCUUACAACAACGUAGUCAAUGGUGCUAAGAUGCUGAGUGUACUCGGGCAGACCAACACCACCGGAGUGAGGGACGAUGGGUACACCGUACUUCUUGGCCAUCAAAAGCACAGCAAGGACUUCGUUGACACCACCCAGACGGCAGGCGUCAAUUUGGCAGACAUCAAUGGCACCAGACAUGAGCAGCUGCUUGAACAUGACACGGUUCUGGCACAUUUCUCCCGUGGCAACACCGAUGCCAUAGGGCUUGAGGGCUUCGCGGACGGCCUUGUGGCCCAGAAUAUCGUCUGGGGAUGUGGGCUCCUCAAUGAACCAAGGCUUGAACUCGCUCAACUGCUUCAUGUAUUCGAUAGCCUCAGGGACCGACCAAAUCUGGUUGGCAUCGACCAUGAGGACGUUGCCCUUGUCGUAGCCCAAGACACUACGGGCAAUGGAAAGGCGGUGCUUGUCAUCUUCAACGCUGCCGCCGACCUUGAGCUUGAAGUACUUGUAUCCAUUGGCAAGAGUCUCUUCCAAGAGGCGCUUCAUCUUUUCUUCACCGUAGCCAAGCCAUCCAGCGCUGGUGGUGUAAGCAGGAACGGCGCGGCUCUGCAGGGCAUCCUCAAUACGAGCAGCCUUGCCAGACUCUUGUUCACGUAGCAUAGUGAUGGCCUCUUCGGGGGUGAUGGCGUCGGUGAUGUAGCGGAAAUCGAUGCAGCGGACGUAUUCCUCGGGCGUCAUGUCGGCGACGAUACGCCAGACCGGCUUCUGUAGGACCUUGGCCCAGAGAUCCCAGACAGCGUUGACAACGGCACCAAGAGCGAGAUGGAUGACGCCCUUCUCAGGACCAAUCCAUCGCAAUUGGCUGUCAGAGACAAGGUAGCGCCAUGUCUUGCCCCAGUCCUCGACAAGAGAGCUGAGAGUCUUGCCC